Theileria equi strain WA is the source of this 906-nucleotide messenger RNA. RefSeq lists its product as hypothetical. The record is from RefSeq and is a predicted model, not a curated record. The coding region runs from base 1 to 906 and encodes 301 amino acids. The transcript has a single exon. NCBI's taxonomy places the organism in Eukaryota, Apicomplexa, Aconoidasida, Piroplasmida, Theileriidae.
AUGUGUAUUUAUGACAUAUUUUCAAGCAACGGUGAGGUGGAGGGUGAAAAGAGAUUAUUGUACUUGGGAGACCUGGUGGCAAUAUUCAAUGAUCUAGGAAACGGAUCCAGAAAAUUUUCCGCAGUUCUGGAGGGGACUGCUUCAUCCCUGUCAGCCUUGCUUGAUGAUGUCAAAAUAUCAAAAGAAGUCUACAAAGGCAAUCAUCCCAAUGAGCUGGAGUAUGAGGGAGAGUAUCUAGAGUGCAUUGAAAAAUGGGAAAAAAUCGUAGAGGCUUUAGAAGAAAUGUCUAUAAAACUUGAGGGUUUUUCAGAGAGUAUACUUAAUAAACACGUGCCAGAAAUAGAAGCAUGCGUGGAAUCAAUCGAACAACGGGAAGAAAUACCAACACAUAUUGGACAAACAAGAAUGACGCCAGAUGAAUUCAUGCAAGUACUACGUUAUUUCCCAGUCCCAGAUACGGAAAGGAAAAUGAAGGAACUAAAACUGCGCAAGAACCUCAUUUAUGCGCAUAGUGAAUUUAAAUGUGCAAAGAAGUCCCUGGAAGAUUUAGAAAUGCUGGAUGUCGGAGAGGGAAUGUCAUCGCUACUAACAAAAGCAAACAAUCGUAUUAAUUUAACCCGAAGGCUUUUAGCCACUGCUAUAGAAGAACUCGCAAACAAGGAUGCUGUAUACAAGGCAUUUUUAACGGAAUACAUCGUCGCAUUGAAUAGUCCACUAACUGAAGAACACAAAAGCAGUGAAUACAAGAAAAAAUUUCAUGCACUCACACUACCCGAAACACAAAUGGCGAGGGUAAAUGAAAGAUCAUCGAACAUGAAGAAGCAGGAAUAUGAAAAGUUUAAGAAUUGUACAGAGAUUUUAGGUUACAUAACCGAUGAUUUUACAAAUACAGUGUCUAAUUGCUAA